Molecule: messenger RNA, 2658 nt
Organism: Daphnia magna
Lineage: Eukaryota; Metazoa; Arthropoda; Branchiopoda; Diplostraca; Daphniidae
Product: protein spinster
Exons: 10
Coding region: 117-2072 (651 amino acids)
Biological process (GO): transmembrane transport
Cellular component (GO): membrane
Molecular function (GO): transmembrane transporter activity
Source: RefSeq, a predicted model, not a curated record
ACUGAUCCUCAAAAGCCGGUAGAGUCAGUGACAGUUAGUUCAUAUCGCGACGCAUAUCUCAGUCCAUUUCACCAUCAUUUUUCCCGCUUUAUCAGAACAAUAAAUAGAAAAAGACUAUGGAUUCAACUGGAAUUCGUGCUAAUAUGUCUGCUCAACAGUUGAUCGAUCAUGAAGUGCACGAACGUUCACUAAGGAAUUCCAAUAGGCAAGAUGGAAAAGUGUCGACAGACUCUAGUGGAUCAAGUUCAUUAUCCAGCUCAAACUUGAAAAUCAAUACGAAUGAAUCGCCGUGUGUAAGUGUUUCUUCUGCAAACAGCUCCUCAGGAGAAACCAGAAUUGAGCCCCAACUCACAAAACGACAGAUCAUCACAGUCAGCAUCCUCUGUUUUGUCAAUCUAAUCAAUUACAUGGACAGAUAUACAAUAGCUGGAAUUUUGACCCAGAUACAAUGUGAUUUGAAUAUCGGAGAUACCGAAGGGGGACUCCUGCAGACAGCUUUUGUCGCUAUAUACAUGAUAUGCGCCCCUGUGUUCGGCUACCUGGGUGAUCGAUACUCACGAAGGUAUUUUGAAUUCUUCCUUUAUUUCCGGAUUGUAUCGCAACAUUUUAUUUUACCCAGGCUUAUCAUGGCGGCCGGUAUUUUCGUCUGGAGCCUGACAACUCUACUUGGCUCGUACAUGACAAAUUUUUGGGCUUUCUUGGCCAUGAGAAGUCUCGUUGGUGUCGGAGAAGCCUCCUACUCGACCAUAGCACCGACUAUCAUCUCAGACUUGUUUGUUGGCGAUACUCGUUCCAAGUUUCUGGCUCUUUUCUAUUUUGCCAUCCCCGUGGGAAGCGGGCUGGGCUACAUCGUUGGCUCUGAAGCGGCUAGAGUGAUGGGUUCGUGGCAUUGGGGACUUCGUGUCACGCCCAUUUUCGGUGCAAUUGCCGUGCUCCUCAUUUUGCUGGUCGUCCAAGAUCCUCCACGAGGCGAAUCGGAAGGCGCACAUCUCUCUGCCACGAGUUGGUUGGAUGACAUCAAAUCACUGGGCAAGAACAAAAGCUUUGUCAUGUCCACCGCAGCUUGCACAGCGGUGGCUUUCGUCGCUGGAGCUUUGGCGUGGUGGGGUCCCAAGUUUAUCGCAUUGGGCUUGGCCACUCAACAAGGUCACCAGGAUGUUUCGCUGGAUGAUGUCUCGUACAUUUUCGGCUUGAUUGCCAUGAUCGCUGGUCUGUUGGGCGUACCCCUUGGCUCAUUCCUGGGUCAAAAGUUGCGUGUUCGCUACCAACGUGCCGAUCCCAUCGUGUGCGGUAUGGGUAUGCUGUUUUCAACCCCGCUAAUGUUAGCCGCCCUGUUUAUCGCUGGAUGGAACACGACCACCUGCUUUGUGGUUGUCUUCUUUGGCCAAGUCCUGCUCAAUUUGAACUGGGCGAUUGUUGCUGAUAUCCUUCUGUACACGGUGAUCCCUACGCGGCGGUCAACCGCUGAAGCGUUCCAAAUUCUGUUUUCUCACGCAUUAGGUGAUGCCGGCUCUCCGUACCUAAUUGGCCAGAUCUCGGAGAUUCUCAAAAAAUCUUUUGCAACUCCAGCGACGACAUUUGUCAAUGAAUUGCUUCUAAACACGACUGCAUUGGCAGCCAUGAGUACCUCUACGAGUUUACCUGACAUGGACAUAAGCGCAAACUGUUCCAGUUCAGGAACAUCUUCAAUAGAUCUCACCACUGUUGAAGGCGAUUUCAAAGCCCUCCAGUGGGCCAUGUCAAUUACGAUAGUUGUCGAAGUUCUCGGUGCUCUCUUCUUCUUCGCAACAGCAUGGUAUAUCGUCGAGGAUAAAGCUAAAGUAGAUCGAGCGGUUGCAGACGGCCCGCGUGGUUUCCGAGCCGUAAGUAUGAAGGAGUUACCCGCCUCCUUGAUGUGGAACGGCCUUCCUACUGAUUUGAUGACGGCUAAAAAAAUAGGUUUGGGAUUCGAUGAUGAAACGAGGCAAUUGUCACCGUCGAGGAUCCGUCUGCCCCAUGGCAACUCAACACCUGAAGAAGAGCAACCAAUCACCAUGAAAGGAUCACCUUCCGACUACUUGUCGGCAAUCUAAAAAAUAAAAAAUAAAGAAACAAAUGGAUAACGCAAGAAACAAAAAAAAAAAGUUCCUCACCGAACAUGAUAAGAGUUGUUGCAUUUUGUUUGUUAAUUUUAUGAUGGACAAAUCCAACCCCCCUUAUUCUAGUCUUUCGUUCUCCGUGUAAAGACCGAUCCAGAUCAAGAGCCUCCCUAAUUAUCCGUCUCUUGUUCCUUGAACCUUGAAACAAAAAGGCUUUUGACUUAAUUUAUAACCGAGGUGCUCAAAAAACAAAACAUCACAAUUGAAAACAAUUAUCGCUCGCGCCUACUGCAAUUAAGUUUCUCUUUCUUUUUUCUUUUCAAUGUGUAAUGUUAGUUAUGUCUCCAUCUCUCUGAGUGUGCUUUUUUUUUAAGGGUAACCCUCUUUGUUUAAUUUCCCCCUCCCUAUGCCUGUAUGUUGUUGAAUAGGUGUACAUUUUGUCUGGCUUAAGAGAACGUAUUGUAUUGAUUCUGGGUCAUAUCGUCAUGUGUGUCGACAAGACGCGAGACAGUUUAUGUCAUAUUGUCUCUGCAUAUUCUUCCACAUUGGAUAUCAUUGAAUAGAAUCGAUGUUGAUUAUA